GCGUGGUCGAGAAGCAAGAUGGCGGACGCUCUGGAUGAAUUUAAGAAAGAAACUGGAUGCGUCCCGAUCCUCCAUCCCGAGGAAAUUAAACCCCAGAGUCACUAUAACCAUGACUACAGCGAGAGCGUCAGCCGCAAGAGCCACGUGGAUGACUACAGCACUUGGGACAUCAUCAAAGCCACCCAGUACGGGAUAUUCGAGCGAUGCCGUGAGCUGGUGGAGGCCGGAUAUGACGUGCGUCAGCCGGAUAAAGAAAAUGUCACACUCCUGCACUGGGCGGCAAUCAACAACCGCAUAGACCUGGUCAAGUACUACAUAUCUAAAGGUGCCAUAGUCGACCAGCUGGGAGGAGAUCUCAACUCUACACCACUGCACUGGGCUACACGACAGGGCCAUCUCUCCAUGGUGGUGCAGUUAAUGAAGUACGGCGCUGAUCCUUCUCUCAUCGAUGGCGAGGGAUGCAGUUGUGUGCACCUGGCCACUCAGUUUGGACACACCUCCAUUGUGGCGUAUCUCAUUGCCAAAGGACAGGAUGUGGAUAUGAUGGAUCAGAAUGGCAUGACCCCUUUGAUGUGGGCGGCUUAUCGGAUGCACAGUGUUGACCCGACACGGCUGUUGCUGACGUUUAACGUGUCGGUGAAUCUGGGUGAUAAGUAUCAUAAGAACACGGCUCUGCACUGGGCGGUUCUGGCUGGAAACACUACCGUCAUCAGCCUGCUGUUGGAGGCCAAUGCUAAUGUCGACACUCAGAACAUCAAGGGGGAGACGCCACUGGAUUUGGCCAAACAGAGGAAAAAUGUGUGGAUGAUAAAUCAUCUGCAGGAGGCCAGACAAGCCAAAGGUUACGACAGUCCCUCAUACCUGAAACGGCUCAAAAUGGACAAGGAGUUCAGGCAGAAGGUGAUGUUGGGAACUCCGUUCCUGGUGAUCUGGCUGGUGGGAUUUAUCGCCGAUCUGGACAUUGACUCCUGGCUCAUCAAGGGUGUGAUGUAUGCAGCGAUGUGGCUCGUCGUGCAGUUUCUGUCCAAGUCUUUCUUCGAUCACUCCAUGCAUAGUGCUCUUCCUCUGGGCAUCUAUCUGGCCACUAAGUUCUGGAUGUACAUCACCUGGUUUUAUUGGUUCUGGAAUGAUCUCCCUUUCGUCACCAUCCACCUGCCCUUCCUGCUCAACAGUCUGGCUCUCUUCUACAACUUUGGCAAGUCCUGGAAGUCCGACCCUGGUAUCAUCAAAGCAUCCGAGGAGCAGAAGAAAAAGACUAUAGUUGAAUUGGCAGAAACAGGCAGUCUGGAUCUCAGCAUAUUCUGCAGCACCUGUUUGAUACGGAAGCCAAUCAGAUCCAAACACUGCGCUGUUUGCAAUCGAUGCAUUGCCAAGUUUGAUCACCACUGCCCGUGGGUCGGCAACUGCGUAGGAAGUGGAAACCACCGUUACUUUAUGGGCUACUUGUUCUUCCUGUUGUGUAUGAUCUGUUGGAUGAUAUACGGAUGCAUUUGCUACUGGAGGAUUCACUGUGCUACCAGCUACACUAAAGAUGGCUUUUGGAUCUACAUCACCCAGAUCGCCACCUGCUCACCGUGGAUGUUCUGGAUGUUUCUCAACAGUUUGUUUCACUUCAUGUGGGUCGCUGUGCUCAUCAUGUGCCAGCUCUACCAGAUCGCUGUUCUGGGCAUCACUACAAACGAGCGCAUGAACGCCAGAAGAUAUAAGCACUUUAAAGUUACAGCCACGUCCAUCGAGAGCCCUUUCAAUCACGGCUGUAUAAGGAACCUCAUAGAUUUCUUCGAGCUGCGCUGCUGCGGUCUGCUGCGGCCCGUGGUGGUAGACUGGACCUCCCAGUACACAAUAGAGUACGACCAGACGUCCGGCUCAGGAUACCAGCUGGUGUAGCGCGGUGAAGGAGAAGACGGAGCGAGAAGGAGAAGAGGGGAGAGGUUUUCCUGAAGUGCUGCUCAAGGGGGACCAUCUCCUUCACCAAGACUUGCAAACCUCACCCAGUCAGGAGAACGCAUGCUGUCAUUGGUUACCGUCACCAAGUCCACCCGAGACGCAGGGACACGAGGAACAGAAAGAGGAGGAGUUUAAUGACAUCAGAGGCGGAUGCAGUACAACCGGCUCUCCUCAGUUGGUCAGCAGAGAAGUUUGUGUUUUGUUUCGCGCAUCGACUGCUUUUCGUUUUACCUUGGAUUUUUCCUGUGACCCCUUUUUUGUUGCUUUUAAAGAGAUAUCGGAUCUUAGUCGUGCACAAGUCCUGGUUCAACCUGGAACUUUGUGUAGGAAUGAGAAUUAGCAUAGCAAAAGCAUCAGGCGAUAUAGCGUUUUAUUAUUAGAUAUAGCGUUUACUAUUAUAGACUUUUAUUAUUAUUUAUUCAUCCUCAUGUCGCAUCAAACCCAUGUGACUGACUUUCUUACGUGGAACACAAAAAUAGAUAUUUAGCAGAAUGUUC
Sinocyclocheilus anshuiensis is the source of this 2444-nucleotide messenger RNA. RefSeq names its product zDHHC palmitoyltransferase 17 (gene zdhhc17). Gene Ontology annotation, molecular function: palmitoyltransferase activity; protein binding. The transcript is spliced from 17 exons. The record is from RefSeq and is a predicted model, not a curated record. NCBI's taxonomy places the organism in Eukaryota, Metazoa, Chordata, Actinopteri, Cypriniformes, Cyprinidae. Bases 19 to 1887 code for a protein of 622 amino acids.